AUGGCUAGUAUCGGCAUGAGUGCAAGUCUUGACUCUGUUCUGCACGUAGCGACACAGAUCGCUCAGCUGAGCUGCAUCUAUCCCUGCGAUGCCCAAGUCCCACAAAAGACGCAGAAGCAAUAUCUCCAGGAUGUAUCAGCUUUGAUAGAGGCGCUCGCUUGCAUGAAACAGACUGUUACCCUUGAGACGGAACUCUCCCGUCUUUCAGUUUCGCGCUUGCCCUCUUCAGACGAUGGCAUCCUGGCAGAGGGCUAUUGA
Molecule: messenger RNA, 258 nt
Organism: Aspergillus clavatus NRRL 1
Lineage: Eukaryota; Fungi; Ascomycota; Eurotiomycetes; Eurotiales; Aspergillaceae
Exons: 1
Coding region: 1-258 (85 amino acids)
Source: RefSeq, a predicted model, not a curated record